Messenger RNA from Gracilinanus agilis (Agile Gracile Mouse Opossum), 1182 nucleotides. It is a transcript of the gene SOHLH1, whose product is annotated as spermatogenesis and oogenesis specific basic helix-loop-helix 1. The record is from RefSeq and is a predicted model, not a curated record. Gene Ontology annotation, biological process: spermatogenesis; regulation of DNA-templated transcription. Gene Ontology annotation, molecular function: DNA-binding transcription factor activity, RNA polymerase II-specific; protein dimerization activity; RNA polymerase II cis-regulatory region sequence-specific DNA binding. Gene Ontology annotation, cellular component: nucleus. The transcript has 8 exons. The coding region runs from base 1 to 1182 and encodes 393 amino acids. Lineage: Eukaryota; Metazoa; Chordata; Mammalia; Didelphimorphia; Didelphidae.
AUGGACCAUAGGCACCCCGGCCCCAGCCAAGGACCUUGCGGCCCCGCGGAACCCAGGGAUCCAGCCUCCAAUGGGCACAGUUCCUCCCUCAGCUCCCCAAGGGCCAGUGCCUGGCCCUCUGAGGGUAGUGCUGGGGACUCUGAAGUGUCCAGGGAUAUGUCAGAGGCUUUCACUGUUGCCCAGGUCCAGAUCCGAAAGCAGAAUGCUAUCACAGAGAGAGAAAGAAGGAAACGGAUUUCUGUAAGCUGUGAACGGCUCCGGAUCCUUCUGCCCAAGUUUGAAGGUCGUCGAGAGGACAUGGCCUCCAUCCUGGAGAUGGCUGUACAAUACCUAAAGCUUGUUAGAACUCUUGUGCCCACAGAAGAACAGAAUACUAUUCUCGCUCCCUCAGAGGAGGUAUGUCAGAAGUGGCAGAAGAAUGUGUUGAUUCCAAAUACCAGAAAGCAGAUUUCAGAGAUGAGAGCCUUUGAUCCAGCUAGACAAAGGGAAUCCCUAGGCUGCUGUACCACUCCUGUGGGAAAUAGCAAAUCAGCCCUGAUGUUGGGUGAGUCUGUGGAUAAUGUAUUAGGAGAUACAUGUUCCAUCUUUGAAAAAGGGCUUUCAGAUCCAGCCCUGCUGCCUCCGGACCUGAGUUUCUCUGAUGCUCCUGUGCACUCUGGUGGGAUGACCUCUUCUCUACCUUGGUCUUCCCUCUUGCCACCAGCCUUCCCUUUAGAGACCUCAGCAGUGCGGAGAUGGCCAAGUUUGGCAGGGCUCUGCCCUGGGGAAGUCACAUCUCAAACACAGCUACUGAAGAAUGCACCUGAGCCCUCUGAUGUCCUGAUGACACCCACUCUGGACACCAGGUCAAUGUCAGAAUCUGAAGUUGAAGAUGAGAUGCCUUUCCUGUUGGGUGCCCACACUGACCAGUGGCUUGGAGAACAAGGGCCACAGGAUGGCAAAGGUGGUGAAACCGAAACCUAUUCCAUAACAACCCCACUCAUGAUGGAUGCCAAGACGAGUUCCCAAGAUGGAUUCCUCACCAAAUCAGACCUUGAGUUCCUGCCUGGACCAGAGUCCUGCCUCCCAGAACCUCAAAAGACCCUCCUGGACCAUUUGGAAUUUGAUUCACCAUCUGUGGCCCUAACUCCUCAGGAUGAAGUGGAUAGCAUAUUUCCUUAUCUCUUUCCCUAUGAAUUAUGA